Messenger RNA from Pimephales promelas (fathead minnow), 1165 nucleotides. The record is from RefSeq and is a predicted model, not a curated record. Lineage: Eukaryota; Metazoa; Chordata; Actinopteri; Cypriniformes; Leuciscidae.
AUGGCUUCAAUGCUGUCUCUCCACCUCAUUGUUCCAGUGUGUUUGAAUGACUUCCGAGAUCCAGUAAGCUUGCCCAGUGAGCUUGCUCUCUGCCGAAAGUGUUUUCAAGUGUAUCAAGUGGAAUCAAGUGAAUGUGCUCACAAAUGCCCAGAAUGCAUACAAACCUUCACCAGACAGGAUGUUAAAGGUAACCAAGUUGUUGUGGACGUCAUACAACAGCGCAAGACAAAACAGACUCCAAGGAAAGCACAAGAACUGUUGUGUCCUGACCAUGAAAGGCAACUCAAACUUUUCUGUGAGAAUGACCAGAGAUUGGUUAAGGAGUGAGAGAAUCACCGUGGACACAGUUUCAAGCCUGUAAAAUAAGUUAUGGAGAUCAGUGAGGUUGUAUACGUACAAUCAAUGAGAUUUAUUUUGGAUGACAAUAAACAAAUUGGUGACAUGAUCUUGAACCAGAUGCUUGUAUUGAGACAGCUCAAGAGAGCAACCAACAGAGCUGAGGAAACAAUGAAGCAAAAUGAAUCAUUGCUGGCAAAGUUGCAGAUUGAUCAGGUGUCAGUGUUGGAGCCAGGACUAACAAUAUGCCAAUCACUACACUGGUGGAGUGAAGAAGGUUUCACCUUUGUUGAUGAGUUCACACUCAGUAAGAACAAAGAUAUCAAGUUUGCCUUCCGAACCAAAUAUAAAUCAAGGCUUGAUGGCCUUAAAAUGAUUUCUGACCACUGCACUCUUGGCCGUUAUGAAACUGACCUGCAACUAAUUGUUUGGAGAGACAUGCUAGGCCCUGUUAAACAUGAGUUGAGCCCUAAUGAACAUCUCUCAUUGCAAUUAGACCAAGACCUGAAACGGCCAUCAGAACAAGAUAGCCAUCGGCAGUCUCAAGGGGAAGCUUGCUUUGCCAAAUUCCAGAAGUGUCACAAAGGUUAUAAGGAAACAUAUGUGGAGAACAUACAACCAGAUGUACUGGGAGGUUGAGUUGAACCAGGAUGGGAACGUGGACUUAUAGUUAGAUAUUACCCAAAGGAGAAGAAUGCUUCUCUCUGGCAGUGGCAGGCAUUAUUUUCUAAAUGUUUUGAGAACAUAUCUCUUUCAGUAAAAGAUGACAGAGUGUUUGCAGUAAGGGGCAGUGAAUAAACUACCCGAUCUCACGACCAUUUCGUAUGAA